UGUUAUAUUGCUACGCGAAACUCUCGUGGUAAAUGUCGAGCAUGUUGGAUGGUUGGGAAGGGAUGGAUGGUGUUUAGUUGAUCGUAAAAGGACUGUUGUGGGGUGUGGGGGGACGAAAGAGUCGCGAGACAUUUAUGGGCAAGGUCUUCUCGAGCGAAUGUAAUUGUAAUCGGAGAGGCGGAAGACAAGUGUUUGAUGAAAUGCAAUUGGAAAGGGAAAUGGAUCCGGCAGGAGUUGGAGGAGGGGGAGGAUAGGGCUUCAUUCAUCAUUCUUCAUCCAUUAAGUAAGCAUUAUUAAGAAUACAAGCAUUAUUAAGACGAUCUAUCAUCCAUGGAGGCCACCAAGGGCUGGUUUCAGCGCUUUCAGCCCAAAGCAAUGAAAGCCGCGCUGGGGAAGAAGAAAGACGACAAUAACACCAACAAUUGCCCUCGGCCUCCCAACGACGAAGCUCCUUCUAACGUAACCAAGCAGAGAGUAGCUGCAGCCAAACAGUACAUAGAAAACCAUUACAAGGCUCAAAUGAAGAGUUUGCAGGAGCGCAAGGAAAGAAGGUGGAUUUUGGAACGUAAACUGGCAGAUGCUGAAGUGUCUGAAGAGGAGCAAAAUAAUCUUCUAAAAUAUCUUGAAAAAAAGGAGACAGAAUACAUGCGUCUUCAACGACACAAAAUGGGUGUUGAUGACUUUGAGCUAUUGACCAUUAUAGGCAGGGGAGCAUUUGGGGAGGUGAGGUUGUGCAGAGAAAAAACAACAGGACAUGUUUAUGCAAUGAAAAAGCUCAAGAAGUCAGAGAUGCUUCGUAGAGGCCAGGUGGAGCAUGUCAAGGCUGAAAGGAAUCUUCUUGCUGAGGUAGACAGCACUUGCAUUGUUAAACUCUAUUGCUCUUUCCAAGAUGAUGAAUACCUGUACCUCAUAAUGGAAUAUUUGCCUGGAGGAGAUAUGAUGACAUUGCUGAUGCGGAAGGAUACUUUGACAGAAGAUGAGGCAAGGUUUUAUGUUGGACAGACAGUUUUGGCCAUUGAAUCAAUUCACAAGCACAAUUAUAUUCACAGGGAUAUUAAACCGGAUAACUUAUUACUUGACAAAUAUGGACAUAUGAAGCUGUCAGAUUUUGGCUUGUGUAAACCAUUGGACUGCAGCAAUUUGCCUACUCUCCAUGAAAAUGAAUUUACAACUGCAAACAAUCUAAAAGAAGUUUUGGUUCUAGAUGGGCGUUCAAAUGCAUCAUCCACUCCCAAACGUACUCAACAGGAGCAGCUCCAACACUGGCAACGAAACAGACGUAUGCUGGCAUAUUCAACUGUUGGUACACCAGAUUAUAUAGCCCCUGAAGUCUUAUUGAAGAAAGGUUAUGGAAUGGAGUGUGAUUGGUGGUCACUUGGAGCUAUUAUGUAUGAAAUGUUGGUGGGUUAUCCACCAUUCUAUUCUGAUGAACCAAUGGCAACUUGUCGGAAGAUAGUGAACUGGAGAACUCACCUUAAAUUCCCAGAAGAAGCCAAGUUGUCAGCAGAGGCAAAAGAUCUUAUUAGUAAACUGCUUUGCAAUGUAGAGCAGAGGCUUGGAACUAAAGGCGCUCAUGAAUUAAAGGCACAUCCAUGGUUUAAAGGCAUUCAAUGGGACAAAUUAUAUCAAAUGGAGGCAGCAUUUUUGCCAGAAGUGAAUGAUGAGCUUGACACUCAAAAUUUUGAGAAAUUUGAAGAGACUGGAUCACAAAUGCAAUCUUCAUCCAGGACAGGUCCAUGGAGAAAGAUGCUUUCUUCAAAGGAUGUAAAUUUUGUAGGUUAUACCUACAAAAACUUUGAAAUUGUUAAUGAUCAUCAAGUACCCGGUAUUGCAGAGUUGAGGAAGAAAAGUAAACCCAAGCGGCCUUCCAUCAAAACUUUAUUUGAUCCAACUGUUGUUGGUAAAGAACCAAUCCAAGGAAGUUUUCUAAACAUGUUGCCGACACAAAUUGAAACAUCUGAAAGUCCAGAGCCAUCGCCACCAGGUAGUAUCUCUUCACCAAAUCGGUUGUCUUCUUUUCAGCCACAUCCUCUGCGUCCCAGAUGACCAGUCACAAUCUACUAUGGAGUUAUUGCCAUACAACAACGAAAAUGUUGCAGAGGAACCAUCUACAUAUUUGUACUCAAGUUGGGAUCUAGGAAAUCAUAUAGGAACCUGUGGGCCACAGUGUGACAUAAUGCUGAUAUUGUAAGUUUUUGGAUAAAGUUUCCCAGUUUUAGGAUGAAAUUGUUGCAAUAAAUAUGCCUGCAUCUGGUCAAAUGAGGCAGCUUUUCUGGGUGUCAAUUGUUGCUUUACAUGCUAUACCAAUGAUCCAGACUGGAAUUUAGAAUUACCCUAAGUAGGAUCUAUUGUGAAUUGCACGUGAAAGUAUAAAUUGCUAUUAAGCAGUUUUUUCAGUUGCCUUGUCUAAUUGAAUGAGGAGUUCUGUAUAUGAGUUUGAACUACCUCAGAAAUUCUUUCAAUUUGUGUCAUAUAUUAUUGCCAGGGCUCUGUGCCUGUUGUUCUAUGAUCUAUUCACUUGAAGCUUCAUAUAGUAAAUCAAGGUGAGGUUCUCUUCCUCAAUUUGCAGCUGUUUGUAUGAGAAGUUGGCAUGCCAAUAUUUUCAUCUUCAGAACAUUUCUUCUUUGCUUGGUGAACAUGCACGUGGUGACAUGUGAACCUAGAUUCGUAGCCACAUUGUUUCGUCAAAUGUAGCGAUGAUCUUGGAGAAAGACCAAAAAAGAUCAGGUUUUUCAAAUUUAUUAUUCUAUUUAGAUUCA
Cryptomeria japonica (Japanese cedar) is the source of this 2759-nucleotide messenger RNA. RefSeq lists its product as uncharacterized. Gene Ontology annotation, molecular function: ATP binding; protein serine/threonine kinase activity. The transcript is spliced from 13 exons. The coding region runs from base 331 to 2046 and encodes 571 amino acids. The record is from RefSeq and is a predicted model, not a curated record. Lineage: Eukaryota; Viridiplantae; Streptophyta; Pinopsida; Cupressales; Cupressaceae. Gene Ontology annotation, biological process: peptidyl-serine phosphorylation; intracellular signal transduction.